Messenger RNA from Diaporthe batatas, 957 nucleotides. RefSeq lists its product as uncharacterized. NCBI's taxonomy places the organism in Eukaryota, Fungi, Ascomycota, Sordariomycetes, Diaporthales, Diaporthaceae. The transcript is spliced from 3 exons. The record is from RefSeq and is a predicted model, not a curated record. The coding region runs from base 223 to 915 and encodes 230 amino acids.
GUUGAUGGCAGAGCUGCUGGAGCCUAGAACCAGGGCUCACUUGAAAAUACAAUUCCGAAAGAAAAAGUUUCUUCCGAUGGACUUGGUACUAAGACUUGGUGACGUGCUCGAGCCUUGAAAGUUGCGUACGAUUUGGACUCGACGUACUACCCUUUCAGAUCUGGCUCGUCAUUCAUUCCAUCCCUCAACUCUCAGCUUCACUGACAGUGAUCAAGCUAAGCAAUGAAUUCGACACGGUUGCUAUCCAGGGGGGCUCGAGGUCUUCAGCAUGCCCAUCGUUUGACCAGGACACAGGCAGUGAGAAUGGCCACCAAAACUGGGCCAGAGGAGGAACAAAAGCCUGGGCCAGGUGUGGGGUACAUCACGCAUGGAUUCCCAGCCGCAGGGCUUCGGCGAACAGUACGGUACAUCACAGGCCAUAACGCCGAGGGCAAGGGCAUCUUCCUUUCCACUGAUUGCGGUGACCAUCACCGCAUCAUGGGGGAGAAUGAGGCUGUUGCCAACAUCCUUUACUCAACCAGGGAGUGUCCGGUGGACAUGGGAGGUGAUGUUGACGUCGUCAAGGCUAAAGAGGCCGAGCCCCCACUCCACUACCAUAAUGGUACUGUUGUUCGAAUGGUGGACUUUGGCCCUGGUGUCAAAUCUCCCCUCCACCGAGCAGUCUCACUGGACUACGGCGUUGUAAUCGAAGGCGAGUUUGAACUGACUCUGGACUCGGGGGAGACGCGCAUCAUGAGGCAGGGAGAUUUCUCGGUGAACCGAGGGGCUAUGCAUGCAUGGCGGAAUUUGACAGGCAAUGGCACACUGCCUGGUCGCAUGCUUUGGGUCUUGCUUGACUGCAAGCCUUUUGUACUUAAUGGUCAGGAGGCACAGGAGGACCUUGGGGACCUUGCCCAGUACUAUCAGGGCCGUUGAACUAGGGAUAUUGUCAGAUAGCAAAAUGACAACUAUUACGGG